AUGGAAGUUGGUGCGGCUAUAAAGUUUCAAAAAUCUUAUUUUGAUGUGUUGGGCCUAUGCUGUUCAUCAGAAGUUCCUCUUAUAGAGAGGAUUCUGAAAUCAAUGGAUGGAGUCAAAGACUUUUCAAUCAAUGUUCCUACUAAAACAGUUAUCGUCGUCCAUGAUACGCUCCUGAUUUCUCAGUUGCAGAUAGUCAAGGCAUUGAACCAAGCAAGAUUGGAAGCCAAUAUUAGAGCAUAUGGGGAGAGAAAUUACCAGAACAAAUGGCCAAGCCCAUAUGCACUGCUUUGUGGUGCCCUACUUUUACUGUCAUUUCUAAAGUAUGUUUACCGGCCCUUGGAAUGGUUAGCUCUUGUAGCAGUUGCAGUUGGAAUCAUACCAAUUGGGUUAAGGGCUGUCGCAUCAAUACGCAAUCUCACACUUGACAUUAACAUCCUCGUUGUCAUUGCAGUUGCUGGAUCGAUUGCUCUCAAGGAUUAUUGGGAAGCUGGCACAAUUGUCUUUUUGUUUACAAUAGCAAAAUGGCUAGAGUCAAGAGCAAGUCACAAGGCAACUGCUGUCAUAGCUAUCCUUGCUGAUACAGGAGAAGAAAUCAAUGCUGAAGAAGUCAAGUUGAACACCAUUCUUGCUGUUAAGGCUGGUGAAAUUAUCCCCAUUGACGGAAUUGUCGUAGAUGGAAACUGUGAAGUAGAUGAAAAAUUUUUGACCGGAGAAUCGUUUCCGGUGUCUAAGCAAAAGGAUUCGGUUGUUUGGGCUAGCACAAUCAAUCUUAACGGCUACAUUAGUGUUAAAACUACGGCCAUAGCUGAAGAUUGCGUGGUUGCUAGAAUGGCAAAGCUUGUAGAAGAGGCUCAAAACAACAAAUCGAGAACCCAAAGAUUUAUAGACAAGUGUUCCAAGUACUACACACCAGUGAUAGUGGUGAUUUCUGCAAUUUUGGCAUUAGUUCCUGUUGCAUUCGAGGUUCCCAACAAGAAAGAAUGGUACCACUUGGCCCUCGUUGUUUUGGUUAGUGGAUGUCCUUGUGCUCUUGUUCUCUCUACACCCGUUGCCAUGUUAUGUGCACUGUCAAAAGCAGCAACGAUAGGUCUCCUCUUUAAAGGGGAGGAAUAUCUCGAAGCUCUUGCUUCAAUAAAGAUAAUGGCUUUUGACAAAACCGGGACAAUAACACGGGGAGAAUUUGUGGUGGCAGAUUUCAAAUCUCUCUUGGAUGAUGUUAGCUUGAACACACUUCUCUACUGGGUUUCAAGCAUUGAGAGCAAAUCAAGCCAUCCAAUGGCAACUGCUCUGAUAGACUUUGCAAGAGAACAUUCUAUUGAGCCGAAGUCUGACCAAGUUGAUAAAUUUGAAAACUUUCCUGGCGAAGGAAUUUGUGGGAAAAUUGAAGAUAACGAAAUCUAUAUUGGAAACUGGAAAAUAUCUUCAAGAGCAGGGUAUACCUCAGUUCCAGCAAUAGACGGUCAUAAUCUAAAAGGAAAGUCUGUAGGUUACAUUUUCUUGGGAUCGUCCCUUGCUGGCGUCUUCAGUCUCUCUGAUGUAUGUAGAACAGGAUCAAAGGAAGCCUUAAAAGAGCUGAAUUCGAUGGGCAUUAAAACUGUUAUGCUCACUGGUGAUUGUUAUGAAGCUGCCAAGCAUGCACAAGAUCAGUUAGGGGGUGCUUUAGAAAUUGUUCAUUCAGAACUGCUACCAGCAGAUAAAGCAAGAAUUAUUAAAGAGCUCCAGAAGGAAGGUCGAACAGCCAUGAUUGGUGAUGGUGUGAAUGAUGCUCCUGCAUUAGCUACCGCAAAUAUAGGUAUCUCAAUGGGUGUUUCAGGCUCUGCGCUUGCAACAGAAGCGGGACACGUAGUUCUCAUGUCGAAUGACAUUUCGAAGAUACCAAAAGCUGCACAUAUUGCCCGAAAGGUCCUAAGGAAAGUCACUGAGAAUGUGAUAAUAGCAAUUACAACCAAGGCUGCAAUAUUAGGAUUGGCCAUUGCUGGUCAUCCAUUAGUUUGGGCUGCAGUUCUUACAGACGUGGGGACGUGCUUAGUGUCCACAAUCAUUGUGCUCAUUCAAGUCGCAGAGAGGAUACUAACUGUGCGAAAUUGA
Molecule: messenger RNA, 2088 nt
Organism: Fraxinus pennsylvanica
Lineage: Eukaryota; Viridiplantae; Streptophyta; Magnoliopsida; Lamiales; Oleaceae
Source: the annotation of a GenBank genome assembly